Molecule: messenger RNA, 708 nt
Organism: Ruditapes philippinarum (Manila clam)
Lineage: Eukaryota; Metazoa; Mollusca; Bivalvia; Venerida; Veneridae
Exons: 1
Coding region: 1-708 (235 amino acids)
Source: RefSeq, a predicted model, not a curated record
AUGUCCUCUCCAGAAGCUCCUCUUGCUCUUGAUGAAGAGACAGUAAAAUCUAUUGCUUCAGCUCUUAAAGAGACAAUUCAGUCAGAAGUAUGCACAAUGCUUAAUGCAACUGUCGAAUCAAUAGUAAAAGGCGUUGUUGACGGAUUGCAACUGCAAAUUAAUGUCCUUCAGAAGGAAAACGAGGACCUUAAAGCGACAAACCUAGCCUUAUCUACCCGAAUUGACAUACUUGAACUCAGAGCCGACGCUACAGAACAAUAUAGUCGUCGUGACAAUCUGCGUAUCACAGGUAUAUCAGAAAACAAAGAUGAAAACACCGACCAAAUCAUACUUGAUAUGAGCUCAAGCAUUGGUGCUGACUUGAGCUUAGAUGAAAUAGCUGUGUCACAUCGAGUCGGUAAACCUAGAUCAUCUGGAAAGCCGCGCGAUAUCCUGGUGAAGUUCGCCUCUCGUCGCUCUAGAGAUAAACUUCUCAAGAAGCGUGCUCUUCUGAAGUCUAAAGGCCACACGAAAACCUUUGUUAAUGAAGAUUUAACAAAAAUUAGAUCUGAACUUCUAUAUGAAGCACGCCAACUUGUUAAAAAUAAAGUAAUUCUCGGCGCUUGGACCACUGAUGGAAUAAUAAUUGUAAAAAGCAGCACAGAGACUAUUUAUCGUAUUCUUUCAAAACGUGACUUAUCUCAGUUCUAUUCCUAUACUGUUGGGUAG